Molecule: messenger RNA, 2193 nt
Organism: Nycticebus coucang (slow loris)
Lineage: Eukaryota; Metazoa; Chordata; Mammalia; Primates; Lorisidae
Gene: HINFP
Product: histone H4 transcription factor
Exons: 11
Coding region: 94-1650 (518 amino acids)
Biological process (GO): anatomical structure development; regulation of transcription by RNA polymerase II
Molecular function (GO): RNA polymerase II cis-regulatory region sequence-specific DNA binding; DNA-binding transcription factor activity, RNA polymerase II-specific
Source: RefSeq, a predicted model, not a curated record
ACACCGAGCCGGAGGAAGGGGUUCGCUCCCGUCGAGACUCGGUCGCCGCCACGCUAGGGGAAGGGAUACCGGAAAGCGCUCGGGGUGGAGGCCAUGCCACCUCCUGGGAAAGUUCCCCGGAAGGAGAAUCUGUGGCUACAGUGUGAGUGGGGGUCCUGCUCCUUUGUGUGCUCAGCCAUGGAGGAGUUCUUCAAGCACGUCACUCAGCACCUGCAGCAGCACCUGCAUGGCUCUGGGGAGGAGGAGGAUGAGGAGGAAGAAGAUGACCCACUUGAGGAAGAAUUCUCUUGCUUGUGGCAGGAAUGUGGCUUUUGUUCUCUGGACAAUUCUGCUGACCUCAUCCGCCAUGUCUACUUCCACUGCUACCACACCAAGCUGAAGCAAUGGGGACUGCAAGCCUUGCAAAGCCAGGCUGACCUCAGCCCCUGCAUCCUGGACUUCCAGAGCCGGAACGUCAUCCCUGACAUCCCUGACCACUUCCUAUGUCUGUGGGAGCACUGUGAGAGUACCUUCGACAAUCCCGAGUGGUUUUAUCGGCACGUGGAAGCACACAGCCUGUGCUGUGAAUACCAAGCAGUCGGCAAAGACAACCAUGUGGUGCUGUGUGGCUGGAAAGGCUGUACCUGUACCUUCAAGGACCGCUGUAAGCUUCGAGAGCACCUCCGUAGCCACACCCAGGAGAAGGUGGUGGCCUGCCCCACCUGUGGGGGCAUGUUUGCCAACAACACCAAGUUCUUAGAUCACAUCCGUCGUCAGACCUCAUUGGAUCAGCAGCGCUUCCAGUGUUCUCACUGUUCCAAGAGAUUUGCCACAGAGCGGCUCUUACGGGAUCACAUGCGCAAUCAUGUGAAUCACUAUAAGUGCCCUCUGUGUGACAUGACCUGCCCGCUGCCUUCCUCCCUCCGCAAUCACAUGCGCUUUCGCCACAGUGAGGACCGGCCCUUUAAAUGUGACUGUUGUGACUACAGCUGCAAGAAUCUGAUCGACCUCCAGAAACACCUAGAUACCCACAGCAAGGAGCCAGCCUACAGGUGUGAUUUUGAGAACUGCAGCUUCAGUGCCCGAUCCCUGUGCUCUAUCAAGUCCCAUUACCGCAAAGUGCAUGAAGGAGACUCAGAGCCAAGGUACAAAUGUCAUGUGUGUGACAAGUGUUUCACCCGGGGCAACAACCUCACUGUGCACCUUCGCAAGAAACACCAGUUCAAGUGGCCCUCAGGGCACCCCCGUUUUCGGUACAAGGAGCAUGAAGACGGCUACAUGCGGCUUCAGCUGGUUCGCUAUGAGAGUGUAGAGCUGACACAGCAACUGCUGCGGCAGCCACAAGAGGGAUCUGGCCUGGGAGCCUCACUGAAUGAGAGCAGCCUGCAGGGCAUCAUUCUAGAAACAGUGCCAGGAGAGCCAGGAUCUAAAGAAGAGGCAGAAGAAGAGGGUGGAAGCAGUGAGAGGACAGCCCUCUCUUCCUCUCAGGACAACUCCAGCCCUGUCAUCCAUGUUGUGAAUCAGACCAAUGCCCAAGGCCAACAAGAGAUUGUCUACUAUGUGCUGUCUGAAGCCCCAGGAGAGCCCCCUGGAGCCCCUGAGCCACCCUCAGAGAGCAUCAUAGAAAAGCUUCAAGGAAUAGUUGAGGAGCCAGAGGUCCAGACGGCAUGAAGGCCAAGGAGCCAGACCAUUCCUAUCCUAGGCCCCCAGAGUUUGAGCCAGGCAGGUGGCAGUGUCCCUAGUGGGCAGCCUUUGCCAGUGGAUGCCUUUAGGAAUGGUGUUGAGAGCAGCAUGGUCCAGUCUGACCUGGGCUCACAUCACUCUGCAGACUCUGUGGGCUUCCUUUUUCUGCCAGACUCUGUUUUGUGGGGAGCCUGAGGAGUCUGGAUUCUUUGGGGGCAUCCUGGGUGUGUGAUCUUCUUAAGGGGCCUCUUAUCAGGCUUAACCAUAACCCCCAACACAGGCUGGAUGGUGAUUAAAUCCUUAGUCAACUCACAUGCAUUCCUGUUCCAGGGGUCCUUAGGCCCAGGGCUGGUGUACAAGGGUCCUUUCCUCAUCACCAGCCAAGGCACUGAGAAGCAAGUAGCCAUUUUCCUCUUGAGGUUUCCUCCUACAAACCCAAGGACUUUUCACGGUUAUCCUCAGGGAUGAAUUCAAGUUACUGAGUGUGUAUAGCAGGUGUUUUUGUUAAUAAAAGAAAUGCUUGGGCUGUUA